GCUUGAACGAAAGCUAGCAGCUAAAACAACUAGGUCAACUGAAUGCCCGACUGCAUGUUACUUACCAUUCACCUGACUAUAUAAGCCCAGGAAUGAGGAACCAAAAUCAUCAGUUGUUUACCAAACUAACCUAAGUACAACAUGAAGCUGUUCUUCGUCGCCGCAUUCUUGGCUGUUGCUGCCGCCGUACCAUCCAGCUACAAGCCGGAAUACAAGGCUCCCAGCUCCCCUGCCCCAAACUACCCGGCACCAAAGUACCCUACUCCUAGCUACCCCGCACCAGCCUACCCCGCACCAGCCUACCCCGCACCGGCCUACCCCGCACCAGCCUACCCCGCACCAGCCUACAACAAGGAUAACAAAUACGCUGACAUUACCAUCACCAGCCAAUCUGAUGAGCGCAACCUCGAUGGCAGCACCCAAUGGAGGUAAUUGAAUUUCAUUCUU
This is a messenger RNA of Daphnia magna, 447 nucleotides long. RefSeq names its product vegetative cell wall protein gp1-like. The transcript has 2 exons. The record is from RefSeq and is a predicted model, not a curated record. Bases 142 to 432 code for a protein of 96 amino acids. Lineage: Eukaryota; Metazoa; Arthropoda; Branchiopoda; Diplostraca; Daphniidae.